GUACGCACCGCCUACCCAACCCAAACCUUCCACCACCACCACUGCGACGUCACCUCCUGGACCGACCAGCUCUCCCUCUUCAAGUUCGCCGUCGCCAACUCCCCCACGGGGGGCAUAGAAGGCGUAGUCGCCGCCGCGGGAGUGGUGGACAUGGACAACAGCUUCGACUCCCCCCGCCGCAACGGCAGCAAAACAGAAAACAACGAGCCGGAGGAGCCGAGGUUGAAGGUGCUGGAGGUGAACCUCACGGGUGUGGCGUACACGGUCCACCUGGCCAUGUUCUACCUCCCUCGGAACGGGACAGGUAGGGACAGACAUAUCCUGCUCGUCAGCAGCAUCGCCGGCAUUGCCCCCUUGCCGGGACAGACCGAGUACACCGCCUCCAAGCACGGGGUUAUGGGACUGUUCAGGGCGCUGAGGGGGACGAGCUGGACGAGGGGGGUGAGGGUGAAUUGUGUGAACCCUUACUUUGUGGACACACCUCUUCUACCGGCGAGCGGGAUCGCCUUGCUGGCUGGGGCGCCAAAGGCCGAGUUGGGGGACGUGGUUGAUGCCGGGACGAGGCUUAUGGCUGAUGAGGGCAUCAGGGGAAGGGCGUUGGUUGUUGGGCCGAAGAUGAGGGUUGUGGAGGGGGAGGAUGGGGUCACGAGGCUGGUUGCUGAGGCGCCGACGAACCCCGAGGGGGAGGGGGAGAGGGUGCAGGCGGUUUGGGAAGUCUACGCGGAGGAUUUUGAGAGGGUGGAGAGUUUUGUUUGGAGGUAUGUUGGGAUGAUGAAUGUGAUGAAGAGCCUGGCGGGUUGGGUGGGGGUGGUGAGGGAUUUGUGGGGGAUUUAUGUACUCGGGAAGAAGGCGAGGUGA
This is a messenger RNA of Podospora anserina S mat+, 858 nucleotides long. RefSeq lists its product as uncharacterized. Lineage: Eukaryota; Fungi; Ascomycota; Sordariomycetes; Sordariales; Podosporaceae. Gene Ontology annotation, molecular function: oxidoreductase activity. The annotation marks the transcript as partial. The transcript has a single exon. The record is from RefSeq and is a predicted model, not a curated record.